UGUUAAUUGUUUGAUAAUUCCUUAUCCCCUACCUUUUCUUCUUUUUGAAAUUCAAGAUUUCAUUUCUUCUUUUGCUAUAUUAUCUAACAGAAACAAUCUCUCUACAGUUAUAAUUAUUGAUCUGAUCUCUGUUAUUCUUAUUCAAAAUAAGAAAUCAUGUCGAUGAUCGAUUCCUUCUUCAACAAAGGCUUUAAAGCCGCUAAAUGUAAAACCCUGUUGAAGUUGACGAUACCUCGGAUAAAGUUGUUGAGGAACAGGAGAGAGAUUCAGAUGAAGCAUAUGCGUCGAGACAUUGCUAAGCUUCUUGAAACUGGUCAAGAAGCUACCGCUCGCAUCCGGGUAGAACACAUAAUAAGAGAGGAGAAUAUGAUGGCUGCUCAAGAGAUCAUUGAAUUAUUCUGUGAGCUUAUUUCUGUGCGCCUCCCGAUUAUUGAAACACAAAGGGAAUGUCCUCUAGACUUGAAAGAAGCAAUAUCCAGUGUUUGUUUUGCGGCUCCAAGAUGUGCGGAUCUACCUGAGCUACAGCAGGUUCAAAUCCUAUUUGCUUCCAAAUAUGGAAAGGAAUUUGUAGCUGCUGCAACUGAGCUUAUGCCAUCUUGUGGUGUCAAUCGUCAGUUAAUAGAACUCUUAUCAGUUCGGGCACCUUCACCUGAAAAAAAACUGAAGCUUCUGAAGGAAAUUGCUGAAGAGCAUGAGUUGGACUGGGACCCAGCUGCAUCUGAAACUGAGCUCUUAAAAAAGCACGAAGACUUGUUGAAUGGUCCAACACAUAUCACUGAUCCAACACCCGUUGCUGGUCCAACACAUAUCAGUAUGUUGCCUCUUCCAAAAGAGAAGCAUGAUGAAGUGCUGAAUUCUCCAGAUCAUGCUGAGCAUGAGCAGCCUAAUUCCGAUACAGAUUUCGACCCAUUAGAUUUUCCUGAAGUUCCUAAGGUCUCACCUUGGCUAAGUGCAAAUUCUGCCUUGGCACCAGAAAUAGCUCCACCUGCACAAGCUGCUCUACACCCUGACAUUGAUCAUGAGUCAUCAAAUCACUCCGUGACUCACAAAGAUCUAUCACAAGAACCUCAUUUUGAACAGGGUGAUGUGAUUGAAAAUAAGUCAGUGGCUACCAGGGAUGAAAUUUCAAGCACUGCAGUCAGUGACAGGGAAGAAAAACAGUUUCUUCCUUUCAUUUGUCCCCCUUCACUAUCUUCUGAAUCGUUUUCAGCAAUACCAAGCACUUCGCCACCCUCUGCAUCGAGGACCGAAAGUGAGGCCAAUUUGGAUUUGCAGAGUGUUUCAGCUGCUGUGCAGGGCACUGUGGAGACUGCUAAACAUGCAGCAAUACCGAGCACUUCACCACCCUCUGUAAUGAGGACCAGAACCGAGGCUAAUGUGGAUCUUCAGGAUGUUUUAGCUGCAGCACAUGCUGCUGCCGAGUCUGCUGAGCGUGCGGCAGCAGCGGCUCGCUCAGCAGCAACUCUUGCACAGGCAAGGAUCAGUGAGCUAACCAAGAAAAACAGUGAGAAGUUCCCUGAGGAUGAUAACCCGUUUUUUGUGGAUACUUCUGAUCAUUCAGCCUCUACUGAAAGGCCACACUUUGUUCACCAACAAUCUUUUGGUGACCCAGGUAGUGUUCCGAACAAUGUAGACUCCCAUCGACCUCAUAAAGACCACCAGGCAUCAGAGUUGUUGGAUAUUCCUUCCUUUGAGAAACUUGAAGUGUAUUAUGAUUCUCCUCGUAGUGAUCAUGUUGUUGAGCAAGGGUCUGUUAGUCACCAGCCACAGAGAUUGCCUUCAAUGGAUGAUGAGCCAUACUUCUCAUACCCAAAUUUGUUCACAUCACAAAACUCAAAUCUCGGAUCUGGUGCACAAUCUGCUACAGAUCAUUCCCGUUCCACAUAUGACCUUUAAGUUGAGUCCUGUGCAUUGGUUAUGUGGUGAGUUGAUUGACUGCUACGUAGUUUAUCGAUGCAAAUAUGGUAUGAGCCGUUUUUAUUGUUAUUUGUAGAGUGUGAGAUUAUUAGUCGUAGUGGUGUCAAUUCCCUAGAGUCGUUUCUGCAAUCAUGUUCAGUGAGGUUUAUAAUAAGGAAAUUUCAAUUACUUGAUGUAUUUGAGAAGCCAUCUCAGACAAGUUAUAUAUUUUGUGUUCGUCAAGUUUAGGAUUUAUGUACAGAAACCGUAUGAUGUUGCAGGUAAUGAAUUCAUAUUUCCUUGAAUUUUGACACAAUUUUGAGAAUGUCAUCCAGUAAAGAGUGCAAAGAUGUAACAAAA
Messenger RNA from Populus euphratica (Euphrates poplar), 2256 nucleotides. RefSeq names its product IST1 homolog. The transcript is spliced from 6 exons. Lineage: Eukaryota; Viridiplantae; Streptophyta; Magnoliopsida; Malpighiales; Salicaceae. The record is from RefSeq and is a predicted model, not a curated record. Bases 157 to 1896 code for a protein of 579 amino acids. Gene Ontology annotation, biological process: protein transport.